Molecule: messenger RNA, 1291 nt
Organism: Petromyzon marinus (sea lamprey)
Lineage: Eukaryota; Metazoa; Chordata; Hyperoartia; Petromyzontiformes; Petromyzontidae
Source: RefSeq, a predicted model, not a curated record
UGGCGAGGCAUGCUGGUGCUGAGUGCCCCAGCCCCAUGGAAGGCAGGUCCCAGGAUGGUUCCCAGGGCGGCUGGACGCCGCGGGACGCCGGGUGGUGGUGGUGGUGGCUGUGGUGGUGGCGGCACUCGCCUCGCUUCCACCGGAUCGACGCGCUCCUCCACCUGUCCAGCGAAACGGCCUCUCCUCCCGCUCUCCCUCUGCACACUCACUCACGUGGCCCCCUCUGUAUAUAUAUGAAUCAACCCAGCCCGGGAAACAACGAGCCGCUUUGUUAAAAGACCAGAGUCAAGGCUAAGAAACGACCAAACAUUAGUUAAGAGAUAUAUAUAUAUAGAUUAUAUAUUAUCAUUACGUGCCGAGCUUAAAGUUAUAGCCAAUGGACUAAUGUAGUACUUAAUUGCAUCCAAUGUAUAUAUAGUGCAGUAUAUAUUUUAUUAUAUCAUACAUACAGCUCAUGUGCUAUUUGUGCGUUUGCACCAAUGCCAACGCAGUAUUCACCAAAUAAUCAGUUUCAGGUGGUUCAUGUCUAAAGUAGAGCGCGUCGUGUUAUUGAACGGGGAUGCAUUGCGUCUCAUCUUAAUCCAGCCGCGGAUUGACCAAGGGCUGUAGAUUAUCUUCAUCGGACAGUUUCCCUCGCUUAGAUAUUGCCAGCGAGACAUUUCUCAGCCAGAUCGUUUUGGUGACUCGUUCAUGGAAUUCUUAUGAAGCGCAUGCUGAACGAGUCAUAGCUCAGAAGACACACUUGGAACAAGGUGAUGAAGACAGCUCGGAGGAGAGGGACAAUCGGGGCUGACGAGCCACAGGAAACCCCCGGCUGCACGAGGCGACGUCUUGCGGCCAACGCCCGCGAGAGGAGACGCAUGCAGGGCCUCAACGUGGCCUUCGAGAGACUCCGGCAGGUGGUGCCACAGUGGGGCCAGGACCGAAAGCUCUCCAAGUACGAGACCCUGCAGAUGGCCCUAAGUUACAUUGCGGCGCUCAGCCGCUUGGUGGCCAGGGCUGAGAUAAGCAUCGGGAUAGGAGUUGGGGAGCCUCCUGCAAUGGCUGAGGAAGAGACCUUCUCGUCUGCCACCGAGUCUCACUGCUGCCCUUGCUACCUUCCGCAUGAAGACGGCUCGCAAGUGCCAGCUGCUUUCGAAGGCGCCGCCACCUUCGAACACAUCUGUGAUUCGUUCGCCGUUGUGCAAUGAGAACUCUGAAAAUGCUGAUUCGGCUAUGUGUGCCGGAUUAAGCUAGUGCGGGGCCUGUAGCAUAUGUUAUAAAGGGGCCCUACAUUUUUUUUAAACGUAAA